GUACCUUCAGAAGCAAAAGGAUCUUUUUCCGCCAAACCAAAGUUCCCGAGUCUUAACCGAAGUGAGUGAGGACCUGAACUGAGUCAAAAAUGUCGAACUCGUUCUCCCACCUCCACGACCUUCUCAUUCAGUUAUCGGAGCCAAUAACGGAGUUUCUCUCCAAAACCCACUACACGCCACCAGAGGGCUCCAACAUUUCCGUCAAAGCCCUAAUCGAACCCCUUUUCCCACAAAAAACCUCGCCAGCAAACCCUAGCAUUUCCGAAGCCCAAAUCCGCGCUUCAAUCAGAGACUUCACCCUAGCUUGCGCCUGGAUAUCCUCCUCCCAGUCCUCGACCCACGAGCUCCUCUUAUGGAUCCCCCAACACCUCUCUAUCUCAGCAGACUUGGCCUUUGGCGAGCUCUCAAAAGCUUAUUGCGGCGUUUUCAGGGAGGAAAAUGCGAAGAGGAUUGGAGAAUUGGGUGUGGAUUGUGUUUCGGUGCCUGAGGAGAAGAGGCUAGUGGUAGAGUUGAUGCCCGAGGUGCUACCAUUGUUGAAGGAGAGGAUUAAGGAGAGCUCGAUCGAUAAUUCGGACGAAGGCCACGAGGUCUCGGCAGCGUCGGCUAGGGUCCCGGUAGGGUUCGCCGUCGUGGCAGCUUAUCAGUUCAGAUGGGUUGUCACUCAGGUUGGUUAUCCUUAUUUGGGAAAGUUGUGCGCUAUGGUGAUUCCUUGUGCAUUGACUGCGAUUGAUCACUGGUCGCCGGAGGUGAAAGGGCAGGGCAUGGUUAGCCUUACACAUCUUGCAAAAAAUGUUGAUGCUGCUGAGCUUAGUUGUUAUGGGGAUGUGCUUCUUGAUGCAUGCUGCCAGAAUAUUGCUUCUAGUGAUGAGAUAUGGCCCCAUGUAAUUGAGAUGUCAACACUUCUUGUGACAUGUACUCAGAAGGGAAAUCCUCGUAGCCCAUGGUUUGAAAGGAUGUUAAAUGAGAUGUUAAGUCACUUGGAGCGGCAACCAAGGAACAAGGAGCGCCGUAUUGUAUGGCUCAAAUAUGUCGAGCCACUUUUGACUGGUGUUGGUCUUGUGUUAGUAGCGCAUUUUAGUCGUAUUUUUCCCCUUUUCCUUAAGUGGAUGCACGCUGAUGAUGACGAGACUAUCAAACUGGUUUUGGAACGGAUCCAGACUAUUUUAAGGUUAACGUGGAUAAGGAACACACCAUAUAUUGGAAGGUUGGUCGAUGAACUCGCUAUAUUGUAUAAAGAGGCAGCAUUGAAAAAGGCUCGCGAAGAAAUCAGAACACGCAUUCUUCAGAUAUUGCUCUUACUCCAGCAAUGCAAAGGAGUGCAAUUCGAAGCAGCCUGGGGCAAGCACAAAGAUGAUCCAAACUUGACAAAUCUCGUGUCAUCUUUAAGUGGAAGAGAGACAACAACGGUAAACAUAAUGCCCUUUGUUGCUGCACAUGAAUGACAAUCGCAGUGCAAUUGUCACAGCAGGGUUUAAACUUCAAAGCCAUUGAGAGGUUAUGUGGGAAGAAACAGUUUGCCGAAGAUAUCAAUAAGCUGCAUUUCCUUCAAUCUUUCUGAUACUCUUUUUUAGACUGCCCUUUAGUUCGUAUUUUGGGAGCCAUGUACAUGUAGUUAUGAGGGCUAAUUUAAUUUGCGACAUUUUAUGGUGCUAACAUAUUUCAAGCACAAGCCCAUGUACAUUUUGCUGACGUGCAUUAGGAUAUCAUAUAAUACUCCGGCCUACUGAACUUAUAUUUCUUUGAGCAAA
This is a messenger RNA of Alnus glutinosa, 1748 nucleotides long. RefSeq lists its product as uncharacterized. NCBI's taxonomy places the organism in Eukaryota, Viridiplantae, Streptophyta, Magnoliopsida, Fagales, Betulaceae. The record is from RefSeq and is a predicted model, not a curated record. The transcript is spliced from 8 exons. The coding region runs from base 90 to 1442 and encodes 450 amino acids.